AGUAACCACCCUUCAGAACGAGCGCGCGAGCGAGAGAGAGGGAGGGAGAGAGAGAUGGCUGAUGCAGAUUUCGAAGAGGAGGAUGAGAGGGAAGAGCUCAGCGAAAAGGAGAAGACGGAACUCGCUAAAUGGUUCCUUCUGAACUCCCCGCCGGGCGAAAUUCAGUACGUCGCCAAAGACGUUCGAUCGCUGCUUAUGGAUGAAACCAUUUAUCAGGCGGCGGUUUCCGAAGCAUUUCCUUUAUACAACAAGACCCAUAUGAUUUCUUUCGAAAUGCCCAACAGAAGCGGUGAGGUUCUCAUUACGACGUUUGCUGAACUUGAUGAGAGCCAUUACCUUGAUCCCAGAACUGCCCAAGUAGUUACAGUAGACCAUGUCAAACAAGUUUGUACAGAAGUGAGGCCUGCAGAGGAUGACGAGCUUCCAUCUGCAUAUAUUGAAGAUUUUCGGAGUGCACUUGAUGCUGAACUUGUCAAAUAUGUUACUGAUGCUUGUCCAAAAGGAGUCUGUUCAGUUUACUGUACAAGUGGGAAAGAUGUUGAAGGAGAGGGUUCUGACUUUGAUCUUGUAGCGGUGAUAUCUUCUUCAAGAUUCAGUCCACAAAACUUCUGCAAUGGGAGCUGGCGAUCAAUAUGGAAUAUCAAGUUUAAAGAUGGUGAGCAAAUGGUGGAAUUAUCAGGCAGGAUUAAGGUUGCUUCUCACUAUUUUGAAGAAGGAAAUGUGCAGAUGGAUGGUGAUCACGAAUGCAAGGACUCAACGAUGCUGCAGUCACCUGAUGAUUGUGCCAUACAGUUGACAAAUAUAAUCCGACACCAUGAAUCUGAAUAUUUGUCAUCUCUUGAGGCUUCAUACUCAAAUCUUCCUGACAGCACGUUUAAGGAUCUCAGAAGGAAAUUACCGGUGACACGCACCUUGUUUCCGUGGCACAACACUGUCCUCUUUAAUCUCACUAAAGAUCUAUCGAAGGAGCUUGGCAUCGGAAAGUAGACAGUCAUAAUUGGUGAGGCAUGACAAUGAACAAAUCGUUGGUCUAUCACGUCCUCUUUUCCAUCUGCUCAAGGCCGUCAUCUUCCUGCCAUUUGAAAACCCAUUCAACAGUGUCACCUUAUUGUUGUAUGUAUUUUGAAGUUUUCAGAAUUCUACAUCUUGAUUCAUUGCUUCCCCUGGAUGCUCUCCGGCUGCAUGUUGUAUCUGUCAAUGCUUUUCCUAUGUACAGGACUGUCUUUAUUAAAUGCGAGUAAUUGGAGAAACUCUGUUUUCUUUGA
Messenger RNA from Nymphaea colorata (pocket water lily), 1265 nucleotides. RefSeq names its product F-actin-capping protein subunit alpha. Lineage: Eukaryota; Viridiplantae; Streptophyta; Magnoliopsida; Nymphaeales; Nymphaeaceae. Gene Ontology annotation, biological process: barbed-end actin filament capping; actin cytoskeleton organization. Gene Ontology annotation, cellular component: actin cortical patch; F-actin capping protein complex. Gene Ontology annotation, molecular function: actin filament binding. Bases 55 to 987 code for a protein of 310 amino acids. The transcript has 10 exons. The record is from RefSeq and is a predicted model, not a curated record.